AUGCUUCCAACUCCCCUUGAAGCGCCACGGGCGCCAUCCGAGCCAGCCCCUGUCAACGCGCCCGGUCCGAUUGUCGUCGAUAACUUUGAGAAUGACACCAACAGUGAAUUCGACGAUGAGCUGUCCGAUCUCACUUCCCUGUCGUCCAGUGUGCUCGAGUUUGAGUAUGAAAAUGGCCGACGGUACUGCAGUAACCGCUCAGGCAAUUAUAUGAUGCCAAAUGAUGAAGAGGAGCAAGAUCGAAUGGAUAUAACACACCACAUAUGGCUGAUGCUCAUGGGAGGCGAGCUCUACAAUGCCCCUAUAUCAUCAUCACCACGGAACAUUCUUGACCUGGGAACCGGAACAGGCAUCUGGGCCAUGGACAUGGCCGAGAAAUUCCCCAACGCCCGUGUCGUUGGGAAUGACAUCAGCCCGAUCCAGCCCAGCUGGGUGGCCCCAAAUAUCGAGUUCAUCGUGGAGGAUUUCGAAAGCGAAUGGCUGUACGAUCGAAACCACUUUGACUUUGUCCAUGCACGAUGCCUGGCAGGAUGCGUAGCCGACUGGCCCGCGUUUAUCCAACGGAUCUACGACCACGUCAAACCGGGCGGCUAUUUCGAAUCACACGAGAGUGCCGUCUGGGCCCAGAGCGACGACGGCUCGCUCAAGGAAGAUUCGCCGCUGAUGGAAUGGCAGCAGGCGAUCAACUUCGCCGGCGCCAAGAUCGGCCGCGAGCUGAAUAUCUACCACAAACUGAAGGGCUGGAUGAUCGAAGCCGGCUUCGAGGAUGUGCACGCGUCGGUCUACGCGCUGCCGUUCUCGCCCUGGCCGCGCGAUCCCCAUCUCAAGGCCCUGGGGAAAUACCAGGCGGUGCAGUUGCAGCAGGCCAUCGAUUCUUAUUCCCUGCGCUUGAUCACCCACGUGCUGGGGUGGAGUUCGGAUGUGGCCAAGAUUCAUAAUGCUUUGGUCAAACAGCAGCUGCGCGAUAAGAAGUUGCAUGCCUAUGUUCAAACGUAUAGUCCACCUCCAUCAAUGAUUUAA
Penicillium alfredii is the source of this 1020-nucleotide messenger RNA. Its product is annotated as class I SAM-dependent methyltransferase. Bases 1 to 1020 code for a protein of 339 amino acids. NCBI's taxonomy places the organism in Eukaryota, Fungi, Ascomycota, Eurotiomycetes, Eurotiales, Aspergillaceae. The transcript has 8 exons. The record is from RefSeq and is a predicted model, not a curated record. Gene Ontology annotation, molecular function: methyltransferase activity.